AUGCCGCUGACGCAGCCCCUGUGCAGGCUUCGUCCUCUCCACUUAAGGGUCUCCCGUCUCAGCUCUCUAGCUGCCCAGCGGCGUAUACUCACAUCCGCUCCUUUUUUAAAAGACGCCUCUUCCUUUUUGUUCCAUUCCAGACCUCGUUCCGUCCCACAUCCCGCAACAUCUCUCGCGAUGACACAAACUAGGGGCCAUGGCGACCAUGGCCACAGCCACGGUCACGGUCACGGUCACCAUCAUCAUGACAAUACCUACCUCACCUCUACAAAUAAAAGUGACGCUGGUGUUCGCAUCACACGGAUUGGUCUCGUCGCCAAUUUGUGUAUGGCAAUUGGAAAGUUCAUUGGCGGCUAUGUCUUCCACUCUCAAUCCCUCAUCGCCGACGCCUACCACGCGCUCACUGAUCUCGUCUCCGACUUUUUGACCCUCGGGACCGUGGCCUGGUCUCUAAAACCUCCAAGCGAAAGAUUCCCCAACGGAUAUGGAAAGAUUGAGAGCAUUGGUGCGCUGGGUGUUAGUGGGCUCCUGCUUUGCGGCGGAGUGUUCAUGGGUCUCAAUGCGGGACAGAUCCUGCUAGCCCACGUCUACCCCGACCUGGCUGAAACAGUAGCUCACUCCGGGCUACUGGGACAUGGUCAUUCGCACAGUCACGGACCGGUUGGUCCUAGCAUCCAUGCCGCGUGGAUUGCGGCGGGCUCAAUCGUGGUCAAGGAGUGGCUCUACCGUGCCACUAUGAAGGUUGCCGAAGAGCGCAAGUCAUCCGUACUUGCAUCAAACGCCGUUCACCACCGCAUCGAUUCCUUAACGAGUAUUGUCGCUCUUUUCACAAUUGGAGGAAGCUACGUUUUCCAAGAUGCCACCUGGCUGGAUCCGGUUGGCGGAGUCCUCAUUUCCUUGAUGGUCAUCAAAGCUGGUUGGGGCAACACAUGCACUUCUCUUUUGGAGUUGGCAGAUACCACGGUAGAUGAGGAGGUCAAGCAUUCGGUGGAGGAUGCCACGUCCAAGGCCUUGAAGGAUGUGGAGGAUGGACACGAAGUGAUCGUUCGGGAUGUGCAGGGGAUGAAAUCCGGUCAGAACUACCUGAUGGAUAUCGAACUGGCUGUGCCAGGGGCCUGGGCCAUCAGUCGGUCGUACCACAUCGAGGAGGCCGUCCGCAAUGCCGUUGGAUCCGAGGUUCGGGGUGUGAAGCGAAUCAAGGUCCGCUUCAUCCCAGCAGAACACCAAGACCUCACGUUCUCCGAUGAGUUCGUGGCACAAGAUGUCGGUGGCGACCCCGAGACACGCCAGAGUGUCUCGCGGAAGCAGCAAUAA
This is a messenger RNA of Penicillium paradoxum, 1314 nucleotides long. Its product is annotated as cation diffusion facilitator family transporter. NCBI's taxonomy places the organism in Eukaryota, Fungi, Ascomycota, Eurotiomycetes, Eurotiales, Aspergillaceae. Gene Ontology annotation, biological process: monoatomic cation transport; transmembrane transport. Gene Ontology annotation, cellular component: membrane. The record is from RefSeq and is a predicted model, not a curated record. Gene Ontology annotation, molecular function: monoatomic cation transmembrane transporter activity. The transcript is spliced from 2 exons. Bases 1 to 1314 code for a protein of 437 amino acids.